This is a messenger RNA of Penicillium paradoxum, 1509 nucleotides long. Its product is annotated as mannitol dehydrogenase family protein. The record is from RefSeq and is a predicted model, not a curated record. Gene Ontology annotation, molecular function: mannitol dehydrogenase activity. NCBI's taxonomy places the organism in Eukaryota, Fungi, Ascomycota, Eurotiomycetes, Eurotiales, Aspergillaceae. The coding region runs from base 1 to 1509 and encodes 502 amino acids. The transcript has a single exon.
AUGGCACCUCUCAAGCUAAACAGCAAGAACCUAUCUCAAAUUGCAGCGGCGGGCGACGGGCAGGUCCAGGUCCCUACCUACAAGCGCGAUCGCGCUGUCAAGGAGGGAAUUGUCCAUGUUGGCGUUGGCGGCUUCCACAGAGCUCAUCUGGCUGUCUACGUCGACCAGUUGAUGCAGAAGCAUGGUGUUAAGGACUAUGCAAUUUGCGGCGUUGGCCUGCAACCCUUCGACGCCACCAUGCGUGACGUCCUGAGGAAGCAGGACCACCUCUACACUGUCAUUGAGCGUUCAGCCAAGGGAAGCUUUGCCCACGUUGUUGGCUGCAUCAACUCCUAUCUCUUCGCCCCCGAUAACCGCGAAGCUGUCAUUGCCAAGAUGGCGCACCCCGAUACUCACAUUGUGUCGCUUACCAUCACCGAGAGCGGCUACUACUAUAACGAAAACACACACGAGCUACAAAGCGAGCACCCAGAUAUCCAGUUCGACCUCGACCCAGCCAACGAGAAGACGCCGCGGACCACAUUCGGUUUCCUCUAUGCUGCUCUGGCCCGGCGUCACCAGCGGGGACUCAAACCCUUCACUGUCAUGUCGUGCGAUAAUAUGCAGAAGAACGGAUCGAUCACACGCCACAUGCUUGACUCGUUUGCGCGCCUCCGCAACCCAGAGGUCGCCAAGUGGAUCACCGAGCAGGGCGCUUUCCCCAACGCCAUGGUCGACCGUAUCACACCUCAGACCUCAGCCGCGGACAAGACGGCACUCGCAGAUAACUUUAGCAUCGAGGACGCAUGGCCAGUGGUCACGGAGCCCUUCAUGCAGUGGGUUAUCGAAGACCAGUUCUCCGAUGGCCGCCCACCAUUCGAGAAGGUCGGCGUGCAGGUUGUCAAGAACGUGCACGACGUAGAGCAGUUCGAGAAGCACAAGCUACGUCUGCUCAAUGGCAGCCACUCUGCCAUUGGCUACCCAGGACAGAUGGCAGGCUUCAAAUAUGUUCACGAGGUGAUGGAGAACCCACUAUUCAAUAAAUUGGUGUGGCAGAUGAUGCAGGACGAGGUCAAGCCGCUCCUGCCGGAUAUUCCGGGCGUCAACAUUGACGAGUACUGCAAGACGCUUAUGGAGCGUUUCUCCAACCCCACAAUAAUGGACCAGCUGCCUCGCAUCUGUCUCAAUGCUUCUGGCAAGAUCCCUCAGUUCAUCAUGCCCUCCAUUGCCGAGGCUAUCUGGGUCACUGGUCCGUUCCGCCGCCUGUGCUUUGUCGCGGCCGCUUGGUUCUGUUACCUGAAGGGUGUCGACGACAGCGGCAACAAGUUCGCUGUCGACGACCCCAUGCGCGAAGAGCUCCAGGCCAAGGCUCAUGCCGGCGGUGCCAACCCCGCUCAGCUGCUCAGCAUUAAGAACCUCUUCGGUGACGACUUGCGCAACGACAAGCGGUUCAUUCGGGAGAUCACCAGAGCCAUGGAAGACAUCACUCGGGACGGCGUUCUGAAAACGCUUCCCAAGUAUGUCGAGUAA